AAAGAGAGACACGUCGUAACCGUAACGCAGAAGAGACUCAGCAGGCCGGCCAGACUGCCUAGGGGCCGAAACGCACACACCGCCGAACGCCAGGUUUUCCCCCUCCCUCUCUGCUGAUCUGCUGAGCAAACAGGUAUGGAUGGUAUGAUCCGGAGAGGUGACUCAGUGCGCCAGGGUCCCGUCCGUUCCCGCCGGCUUUUGCCCCCAGAGGUUGUUCGGGACCUGCAGAGGAGCUCUUCUCUUCUCACUUGGGUCUCUCUUGAAGGCUCUUCGCUGGGGAUCCCUCAUGAAUGACUGGCCUGACUAUUCGUUGAUCCAUUCGGAACCACCGGACGUUCCUCCGUCAGUCCCGACAACGUCACGAGAGAUUAGAAAGCACACCUGGUUUGCGGCUCCGUCAGAUCUUUUUGUGUUGCUGACUGGCUUUGUUUUCGUCCUGUCGCCUCCCUGUAAAUGGGUGCUCAAAGAAAAAGGGACAAAAGGAGGGUACCAUGUAUAAAGCACUUCAUCUGCCCUUCGCCUGUCCGUUUACCUUUCUGUCUCUCUAGAAUGCACACUGUGAUACCCAUCUAAUUUGCUUUCCCUCUCUUCCUCUCUUCCUCCCUCUCUCUCUCCUGCCCAGUCUCUAUCCUCCUCUCCUGUAGUCGUCCGUCUUGUAUUACCUACGGAUACUUACUCCCCUUUGAAUUAAUUCUCCACGUCAUCCCAUCAUACCAGUCAUAGCCAUGUCAGCUGCUGCUGCGAUUGCGCAACCGCCAGCGACGGUAGAAGCGCCCGGUGCCGGUGAUAACAGCCCGCGGAUCAGCGAGACAUCGGAUGACGUAUCGACAUUGAAGCCCGCCGCGCAAACAUCGUGGAAGAAGAAGAAGUAUGGGCUGGGUGUUGGCAAGAACGGCGGCGGCGAUGAUGCCAACAAUAUCAACAAAAACAAUAAGCCCGAGGUCAACCGUACAGCAAUGCCCAAGCGCUCGACGACAUUCUGGAAAUCGUUCAAGUACCUCCUCGACCUGACGCCAAAGGAAGUGGACGACUUCAUGGCGUCUUACGUCAUUUACAACCUCGACUGGGCGGACGAGGCCAAGAUGAUCGAGACGCUCGGCCCGGACUACGAGGCAAAGGUCGGCGACUGCCUGCAGUCGUACUACGGUGUGCUGAACCACCUCUGCGCGCUGGGCGACGUGGAGAAGAUGUACAUCCCGCCCCUCAUGGAUAAGAAGGCCUCCGUCCUCGACAACCAGAUGCUGUACGAGGAGUCCGUCGCCCGGGACAUUGGCCUGAAGCCCGGCGACAGGGUGCUCGACCUCGGGUGCGGGCGCGGGCGGGUCGCGGCGCACAUGGCCGCCGUCAGCGGCGCGUCCGUCACCGGCCUCAACAUCGACCCGAACCAGGUCGCGCAGGCCGACGAAUUCAACGAGCGAAUGGGCUUGCGCAACAGCUUCACCGUCCAGGACAUGAACGAGCUGCCGCUGCCGUUCGCCGACGACUCCUUCGACGCCUUCUACCAGAUCCAGGCGCUCAGCCUGUGCAAGGACCUGCCGAGGCUGUUCGCCGAGCUGCGGCGGGUGCUCAAGCCCGGCGCCAAGAUCUCCCUGCUGGACUGGGUGAGCCUGCCGGCCUACGACGCCGCCGACCCGGAGCACGCGGAGCUGAUGCGGAGGACGAAGCCGUUGAUCGGCGCCGUGGGGACGCCCACGCCCGAGACGUUCGAGAAGGCGCUGACGGGAGCCGGAUUCGCCGUCUUGAAAUCGGACAACGCGAGCGUCGGCGGACUGCAGGCGCCCCUGAUCGACAAGGCGGACGUGUACUUCCGGAGCCUGCGGCAGGUCAUCCUCGGGCUCGUCAAGGUCCGGCUGCUGCCGCCCCAUUUCAAGACGCUCAUCAACCGUCUAUGUCUGGACGGGCAGGCGUUCGUCAAGAUGGACACCAUGAGGCUGGUGACGACGAGUUACCGAAUUGUCGCGCAGAAGAUUUAGAAGAAGGGGGGCUCACGGAGUGUGCCCAGCGUCGGCCUUGUUAAAGAAGAGACUUUUUUGCUAGAACACCGGCUUCUUUUUGGCUGUGCAGCUGAAAUGGUAUAUUACCAAUCCGGCGAUGCGCGUCACUUACUAU
This is a messenger RNA of Colletotrichum destructivum, 2109 nucleotides long. Its product is annotated as Putative methyltransferase type 11, S-adenosyl-L-methionine-dependent methyltransferase superfamily. The transcript is spliced from 2 exons. Gene Ontology annotation, biological process: ergosterol biosynthetic process. Gene Ontology annotation, cellular component: endoplasmic reticulum. The coding region runs from base 726 to 1973 and encodes 415 amino acids. Gene Ontology annotation, molecular function: sterol 24-C-methyltransferase activity. NCBI's taxonomy places the organism in Eukaryota, Fungi, Ascomycota, Sordariomycetes, Glomerellales, Glomerellaceae. The record is from RefSeq and is a predicted model, not a curated record.